CCAAAAAGUUCAUUCUGCGGGUUAAGCCGAUUGAUCAAUCAAAUAUACUCUUGCGACGAUUGAACGCUUUCAACGUCUGCGAGAUGGAAUUGAAGCGGGUUGGAGAUGCCCUUUUCCGGGCCAGAGGGUCUCCUCUCUCUGCGCUGCUCACUCCCGCACUUUGCGCUCGAUCAUCAUGGAGAGCUAAUAUAAAUGCCUGGAACCCAUUGCGAAUCCAAAGCUCUUCCGAAGUCCAGCGCUCUUUCACUAGCAGCUCGCGAUGUCUUCAAGAAGGCGGCUCAACUCCCAAUGGCCCCGUCGAAACCACCAAAGCAGAUGCUGAGAAGAAGUCCGCGGACUCUCCCGAGCCGGCUGGCAAGGAGUCUAGUGAAGACACCAUCAACAGUCUUCUCGCUGGCAUGACACGGCCGGCUUCAAACACAGCGAAAACAAGCCGUUUCUCCUCUCCAAACGCACAGGCCGCGAAUCGACCCGGAAACUCGGCUUCCGAUAUGAACGCUGCCAUGAGCCAGUUUGGCACAUCCCCUCGUGGACGCGUGGAUACCUCCCGCAUGCUUAAUCCGUUGCCAUCCGAUCCUUUCAACCCUAUGUCCAUCUCCCUCGGCGAGCCGCCGAAGCCGCCUGCCAUGCCUCCUCUGCGACUCGGCCCAAGUCUUGGACGGAGCGUCGUCAUUGAACCGUCAAGGGGCAUCGAUUUAGCCCGCGGAAUCAGACUUUUGGAAUUGAAGUGCAACAGAAAUGCCGUUAGGCAGGACCAUAAUCGACAGCGCUUCCACGAGCGACCGGGCUUGAAGAGAAAGAGACUCGCAACCCAAGUGUGGAGAAGGAAGUUCAAGGAGGGAUUCAAAGCUACAGUGAGGAAGGUUCAGGAUAUGCGCAAGCAGGGAUGGUAGAAAUGCACGCUUCAGAAAUUGAUUUAUUGGCAACGUGGGCUCCAGAGAAGAAUCUGGCUAUUUUCGUCAACAGAAUCGUUCUACUGCUCUGAGGUCGCAGGGUUAUACGCGGCCCCUUAGAUGUUUGGUAUAUGUGUAUUAUAGAGCCCUAUUAUUAAAGUUAUAUGGAGCAUUUCAGCGUUUCUGGUUAAGACUAUAAGUCGUCCAAUGUUCACACUAGAC
This is a messenger RNA of Xylona heveae TC161, 1115 nucleotides long. RefSeq lists its product as hypothetical. The transcript is spliced from 2 exons. Gene Ontology annotation, biological process: translation; mitochondrial translational initiation. Gene Ontology annotation, cellular component: ribosome; mitochondrial small ribosomal subunit. Gene Ontology annotation, molecular function: structural constituent of ribosome. The record is from RefSeq and is a predicted model, not a curated record. Bases 84 to 893 code for a protein of 269 amino acids. Lineage: Eukaryota; Fungi; Ascomycota; Xylonomycetes; Xylonales; Xylonaceae.